AUGAACCCAGAUGUUAUGUUUAGUGUGAAACCAGAUGUUGUGUCUAGUGUGAACCCAGAAGUUGUGUCCAGUGUGAACCCAAAUGUGUCCAGUGUGAACCCAGAUGUUAUGUCCAGUGUGAACCCAGAAGUUGUGUCCAGUGUGAACCCAAAUGUGUCCAGUGUGAACCCAGAUGUUGGGCCCAGUGUGAACCCUGAUGUUGUGCCCAGUGUAAACCCUGAUACUCUGUCCAGUGUGAACCCUGAAGCUGUUUCCAGUGUGAACCCUGAUGUUAUGUCCAGUGUGAACCCUGAAGCUGUGUCCAGUGUGAACCCAAAUGUGUCCAGCGUGAACCCUGAUGUUGUGCCCAGUGUAAACCCUGAUACUCUGUCCAGUGUGAACCCUGAUGUUGUGUCCAGUGUGAACCCUGAUGUUAUGUCCAGUGUGAACCCUGAAGCUGUGUCCAGUGUGAACCCAAAUGUGUCCAGCGUGAACCCUGAUGUUGUGCCCAGUGUAAACCCUGAUACUCUGUCCAGUGUGAACCCUGAUGUUGUGUCCAGUGUGAACCCUGAAGCUGUAUCCAGUGUGAACCCUGAUGUUAUGUGCAGUGUGAACCCUGAAGCUGUGUCCAGUGCGAAACUUGAUAUUGUGUCCAGUGUGAACCCUGAUAUUGUGUCUAGUGUGAACCCUGAUGCUCCGUCCAGUGUGAACCCUGAAGCUAUGUCCAGUGUGAGCCCUGAUAUUGUGUCCAGUGUGAUCCCCGAUUCUGUGUCUAGUGUGAACCCUGAUAUUGUGUCCUGUUGUGAACUUGACUCUGUGUCUAGUGUGAACCCUGAUUCUGUGUCUAAUGUGAACCUUGAUGUUGCGUCCAGUGUGUAA
Molecule: messenger RNA, 858 nt
Organism: Homarus americanus (American lobster)
Lineage: Eukaryota; Metazoa; Arthropoda; Malacostraca; Decapoda; Nephropidae
Product: circumsporozoite protein-like
Exons: 2
Coding region: 1-858 (285 amino acids)
Source: RefSeq, a predicted model, not a curated record